This is a messenger RNA of Capronia epimyces CBS 606.96, 2238 nucleotides long. RefSeq lists its product as uncharacterized. The transcript is spliced from 2 exons. Lineage: Eukaryota; Fungi; Ascomycota; Eurotiomycetes; Chaetothyriales; Herpotrichiellaceae. The coding region runs from base 1 to 2238 and encodes 745 amino acids. The record is from RefSeq and is a predicted model, not a curated record.
AUGCAAGAAAGCCUUGCAGGACUCCCCCAGAAACAUGACCGGGCCAUCGUUCCCUCAUCCGGAUUACCCUCCGGAGAUUACUGGGUUUCUUCGACGGAGCCCGAGUACAAAUACCAAGUUGUACGCCUCGUUCAAGGCCUUGAUGGCCCCCAUGCACCACAACGGCAGUCGGAAGUGGUCGCGUCCGUACCUGGAGGAGUUCGGCCAGGGAGAUUCCAAGUGGCACAGAUGGGGUCGUACGCCCUCGUGAAGGACUUCGAUCAGACCAACCUACACCAUGGAUUGCAUAUCUCACUCUACUUCCAGCCCUAUCUUCCCCAGUCCGGGCAUACGCAAACUCUCCUUUCCACCUUGGACCACGUCUCCAAGACUGGCCUGGCGGUGGUUUUGACGCUGGAAGGGCAUGUUUCCUUCUGGAUUAGCACAGGCCAAGCUAUCGAGGUGAUUCCGACACAGUUUAUGCCGGCAACUCGGCGCUGGGUUUCACUUGACCUGUCACUGGACGCGGAGGGAUCUCUGCACUAUUCUUUGGCUCCGGUAGGACUGUUUGCAGAAAAGCCCGACCCAGCUAUCCAUGGGCAAGGGAAGCUCCGCAACCCAGUCGCACAUCUGGAACGCACGUCUCUUCUCUUUGGCGCUGGCUACGCCUCGACACCGACCGCACCACCGGCAGCCACACAAGCGACCAAUUUCUUUAACGGCCGGAUCGACAGCCCCAUGAUCCGAAGUUUGGGGCCUGGAGCCCAAAUACUCGCCCGGUAUGAUUUCUCGCUCCAGAUAUCUUCCGACACCAUUGUCGACGUGUCCGGGCGAGGGUUUCAUGGAACCCUGAUCAACGCUCCUACACGGGCAGUUCAAGGAUAUGACUGGGAUGGCACAUCGGUCGAUUGGGCCAAAGCAUCUCAUGGAUAUGGUGCCAUCCACUUCCACGAAGACGACCUGGAUGACGCCGGUUGGGCCACUGAUAUCUCGAUUCGCAUUCCGCCUGACGUCCGUUCGGGAGCAUAUGCUGUGGAAGUCGAAGCUACCAAUGGCCGCGCCCACGACUCUAUCACCUUUUUCGUGAGGUCGUCGGCCGAGACGCGGGCAAAGGUCGGAGCAAAGGUCGCGUUGGUCCUCUCAACCUUUACGUAUCUUGCCUACGGCAACGAGCGCAUGUAUGACCAGUCCAAACCAUCGCGGAUGACAGCGCCCAACGCGGAUUUUCGCAUUCGAAAGGACGAGGACUUCUACAAAAUGGAGCGACGCACCGACCUGGGCCUGUCCACUUACGACGUGCACUUGGAUGGAUCAGGAGUUAUGUAUUCCUCAGCCAAGCGGCCUUUACUUGCUGUCAGGCCCGGCUAUAUGCAUUGGGCGCUCUAUCGGCCGCGCGAGUUCAGCGCCGAUUUGCUCAUGGUUGGCUUCCUGGAACAUCACCAUAUACCAUAUGACAUUGUUACCGACCAUGAUCUCCACAGCAUGGGUGUUUCAUGCAUUCUUCCAUACAGCACUGUCAUCACCGGCAACCACCCCGAAUACCCGAGCCUCGAAUCCUUGGGCGCAUAUACCGCGUUCGCCAGGCGCGGGGGAAAUCUCAUGUACCUAGGAGGAAACGGGUUUUACUGGGUUUCCGCCUUGGAUUCGGCGCGCCCUCAUCGACUAGAGGUGCGUCGCGGUGACCAGGGUGUGCGCACAUAUACCGUGCCUGGUGGAGAGCGAAUUCUCAGCACGAACGGGCAGCUGGGAACAUUAUGGCGGUCUCGGGGCCGGCCAGCAAAUCAUCUCUUUGGUGUGGGAUGCUGUGGCGAGGGCACCGGGCCAGGCGUGGCUUACAGGCGGACCGGGGCAAGUCAAGAUCCACGGUUCGCUUGGAUGUUUGAAGGAAUCGGGCAAGAAGAGCUCUUAGGGGAGCAUGGCUUCGGCGGCGGUGCCAGCGGCGACGAAAUAGACAAGUUCGAUGUCGGCAACGGGAGUCCCGUCAACGCCGUCGUCCUGGCCACCAGUGUAGGCCACCCAGAGGACUUUGGCAUCUUUCCUGAGGACGUGGGGUUUCCCAUUUUGCACACCCUUGGGACUCAAACCGCCGAGAUCCGGUCUGACAUGGUGUACUAUGAGACUGCCGCUGGCGGGGGCGUCUUCUCCGUAGGGAGCAUCAAUUGGUACUGCUCACUGGCGUGGGAUGGCUACAACAAUAACGUUGCCACACUGACCAAGAACGUACUACAAGGGUUCUUACAAAAGAAAUGGCGUAUAUAG